This is a messenger RNA of Frieseomelitta varia, 3176 nucleotides long. RefSeq names its product glutamate [NMDA] receptor subunit 1 (gene Nmdar1). The record is from RefSeq and is a predicted model, not a curated record. Gene Ontology annotation, molecular function: NMDA glutamate receptor activity. The transcript has 17 exons. The coding region runs from base 167 to 3031 and encodes 954 amino acids. NCBI's taxonomy places the organism in Eukaryota, Metazoa, Arthropoda, Insecta, Hymenoptera, Apidae. Gene Ontology annotation, cellular component: plasma membrane; neuron projection; synapse. Gene Ontology annotation, biological process: monoatomic ion transport; ionotropic glutamate receptor signaling pathway; regulation of membrane potential.
GUCUCUCAGAUCCACCUUUGCGCUCGACGUUGACACUGGGUCCGUUCAUCGUGCACUUAGAUAAGGGCGUGAACGAUUUUCAAAUGAAUCGCAAAUCUAUACGUCCCUGAAUAUUACGUGAAAACUCAACGGCUAUAGACGGUAUAUCCGAUCGAGUUUUCUAAUAAUGAAAUACGAAGGUAUCGCAUUGUUCAUUUCCUUAAUUAUUCUGAACGACGAGGUCUACAAUGGACUCGUCGCGAGCCAAUUCAACAAUCCCACUUUCUUUAUGAUCGGCGGCGUUUUUUCUAAUAAUGAGAGCAAAGAAUAUUUCAAACGAACGUUGAACAAUUUGAACUUCAACUCACAAUAUGUCAAUAAGGGAGUGACUUAUAAGCACACUGUAAUUGAAAUGGACUCCAAUCCAAUUAAGACCGCUUUGAGCGUGUGCAACUCUUUGAUAGCGGAACAAGUGUACGCGGUGGUAGUCUCUCACCCCCUUACGGGAGACUUGUCACCAGCUGCUGUGUCUUACACAAGUGGAUUUUAUCAUAUACCAGUUAUAGGUAUAUCUUCAAGAGAUUCCGCGUUCUCCGACAAAAAUAUUCACGUUUCUUUUCUAAGAACGGUCCCACCGUAUUCGCAUCAAGCAGACGUAUGGGUUGAGUUACUGAAACACUUCAACUAUAUGAAAGUGAUCUUCAUCCAUAGUUCAGAUACAGACGGUCGAGCGUUGCUUGGAAGGUUUCAAACGACUUCUCAGAAUUUGGAAGAUGAUGUUGAAAUUAAAGUUCAGGUAGAAUCUGUGAUCGAAUUCGAACCUGGUUUAGAUAGUUUCACGCAACAGUUGAUAGACAUGAAGACUGCGCAAGCCAGAGUUUGUCUUUUAUAUGCCUCGAAAACGGAUGCGAGCGUGAUCUUCCAAGACGCAGCAGCGUUAAAUAUGACCGGUGCAGGAUAUGUCUGGAUUGUGACGGAGCAAGCCUUAGAUGCACCAAACGCACCGGAAGGUCUUCUCGGCUUGAAAUUAAUUAACGCAGAGAAAGAAAUGGCUCACAUCGAAGAUAGCCUGAUAGUGCUCGUAUCUGCUUUACGGGAGAUGAACAAGACAAAAGUGAUUACGGAAGCGCCAAAGGAUUGCGGCGAUUCUGGCUCCAUAUGGGAAACCGGCAAGAGCCUUUUCGAAUUCAUUCGCAAAGAGGUGCUAUCAGAUGGUACUACUGGCAAAGUAGCAUUCGAUGACAACGGGGACCGCAUUUAUGCUGAAUAUGACAUCAUUAACAUCCAGGAGAAUGGUGAAAGGAUCUCUGUUGGACAGUAUUUUUAUCCAUCUAAUGGUACCAAGAUGACAUUAAGCGUCAACGAAUCGAGCAUAAUAUGGCCCGGCCGACUGCAAACUAAACCCGAAGGUUUUAUGAUUCCUACACACUUAAAAGUGCUAACUAUCGAAGAAAAACCAUUUGUCUACGUUCGCGAGGUCGCAUUCGGCGAAUUAUGUCUUCCAGAAGAGAUUCCAUGUCCCCAUUUUAAUGCUACCGAAUAUGAAACUACGAAAACAUAUUGUUGCAAGGGAUACUGUAUGGAUUUGUUAAAGGAAUUGUCAAAGACCAUUAAUUUCACCUAUAGUUUGGCCUUGUCUCCUGACGGACAAUUCGGCAGCUAUGUGAUCAAGGACAGUUCAGUCGGAGGAAAGAAAGAGUGGACAGGACUUAUCGGAGAACUGGUGAAUGAAAGAGCAGAUAUGAUCGUUGCUCCUUUGACGAUUAAUCCGGAACGUGCCGAGUUCAUCGAGUUCAGUAAGCCAUUCAAGUAUCAGGGCAUCACCAUUCUUGAAAAGAAACCAUCAAGAUCAUCAACGUUAGUGUCGUUUCUGCAACCGUUUAGCAACACCCUAUGGAUACUGGUGAUGGUGUCGGUGCACGUGGUGGCUCUAGUUCUGUACCUCCUCGACCGGUUCUCGCCUUUCGGGAGGUUCAAGCUAGCAAACACUGACGGUACCGAAGAGGACGCCUUGAAUCUGUCCAGCGCCGUCUGGUUCGCUUGGGGAGUUCUUCUCAACAGUGGAAUCGGAGAAGGUACUCCACGGAGUUUUUCUGCUCGAGUUUUGGGCAUGGUGUGGGCAGGGUUUGCAAUGAUUAUCGUUGCCUCUUAUACUGCCAAUUUGGCUGCUUUCCUCGUGUUGGAACGGCCGAAAACUAAAUUAACUGGCAUUAACGAUGCUCGACUUAGAAACACCAUGGAGAACCUUACGUGCGCCACAGUGAAAGGUUCCGCUGUGGACAUGUACUUCCGUCGACAAGUUGAAUUAUCCAACAUGUAUCGUACAAUGGAAGCAAAUAAUUACGACACUGCCGAAGAAGCCAUCAGAGAUAUAAAAAUUGGCAAACUUAUGGCUUUUAUCUGGGAUAGUUCUCGACUAGAAUUUGAGGCUGCUCAGGAUUGCGAAUUAGUAACUGCUGGAGAACUAUUUGGCCGUUCCGGUUAUGGAAUUGGCUUGCAAAAAGGUUCCUUAUGGGCAGAUGCUGUGACUCUUGCUAUCUUGGAUUUCCACGAAAGUGGCUUUAUGGAAAGCCUCGACAAUCAUUGGAUCCUUCGGAGUAACGUGCAACAAUGCGAGCAACUUGAGAAAGCUCCGAAUACUUUGGGCUUGAAAAAUAUGGCUGGAGUAUUUAUAGUGGUCGGUGUUGGAAUCAUAGGUGGUAUUGGACUUAUUAUCAUUGAAGUAGCGUACAAGAAGCAUCAGAUUCGCAAGCAAAAGAAGAUGGAACUAGCGAGACACGCAGCUGACAAAUGGAGAGGUGCAAUUGAGAAACGAAAGACUCUACGAGCUUCGAUAGCCGCUCAACGAAGAAUUCAAAGUAACGGCCUUAACGAUCCUACGACCGUGAGUUUAGCGGUCGAUACAGUAGCUAGAUCAAACGUGGCACCGCGAAGUCCUGGUCGAGCAUGGCCAGGAGACAGUGACAUCCGUCAACGACCCAUUCCACGUUCAGAUGAUAUUAGGUUGUCGCCUGCCGCAUACACUGCAAACGUUUCACAUCUCAUAGUAUAAAGUAACUUGUUCUUAUCGAUUACCUGUACAUCGUAAAAUAUCAAAAUGUUAUGUUAAGGAGAGAAAAGUUUAUUAAAUAUGACGCAUGUGUAACUGUGUUGAGAAUAAUAAGUUUGUUUUGUACAAUAAAGACCAUUACUUUAAA